AUAUAUAUACACAAUAUUCUAGCUUGUUGGACAUCCGAUUCCAAAACCGUGGGCAUUAAGAUGGAGUCGCUUUGUGAAGGUCCAUGGUCUGCAGCUUUGUGGCAGCUGUUGUUGGUCCUGGUUGCUUACGUUUCACAGUAAUUACAGCGCUUAUAGUUGACUGGGGCAGCUCUAGCAGGACAGAAAUGUCAAGAACUGACUUGUGGCAAAGGUGGCACUCUGUGAUGGCUCCACAUUUAAAAUCACAGAUCUUCCCAUUAUAUUGCCAAAAGAUUCUCUGCCUAUGUGCUUCAGUUUAUACACCUGUUUGCAGUGGGUGUGGCUGAAACACCUCAGGGAUGUCCACAUACUUCUAGCCAUAUAGUAUAGUUAGUUGUCCAAAUUUAUCUAGGGGAAAGCCCUGUAACUGUAGUAAGCAAGCGUCCUCAAUACCUAGCUAACUAAGACAACAGUAGGGGAAUCUGGCUUGAUAUUUUUGGGUAGCAAGCUAGCUAGCUAACAUUUAAUUAAAUAACAUUUAAACUAAAUUCUCUCUUCUGCCAGGGGAAAAAAACAUCUUGAAAUCAUCAUUUGAAACCCUUCAUGAUGCUUUCUCCAUCUCUGAAAAGGACUCUCUUCAGUCACAGUUUUGUUUAUUUGCUUGCUUUUUUUAACUUGAUGACAAGCCAUACCACAGAAGACAGCUGGGAUUGCUGUUUCCAGGUAUUCUCCAUGUUGAACAGUGGCUAGUUCAGUUCACUGUACUGUGCAGCACUGUGAGCCAUGUCCUCAUUACUUGGGCAUGCAGUCCAUCCAGACAUUUUUGACCUAAGGCUAUGGUUAUACUAAGGUAAGCCGAGUUUUCCUCCCGAUCACAGUCAUGGUUCAUGGUUGGGUCGUGCCUGUGCUAGCUGGCCCUAGUCUUCAUAUUUUGGGGUAGAAUCUAGAAUCUAGUGUGUGAGGGUCACUACUACUUCUCUCAUGAUACAUUAUCGGAUCAUUUGGGGUAUAUCAAAGUAUAUUCCCAUGAAUAAGAGGUGACAUCUAUAAUUGGCUGUGACAGUGGUUAUUGAACUUAAAUAACAUUUUAUUUAAAUUAAUUAAUUGGGUUCUUUUCCAAUGUCCAAAGUUAUUCACAACUGUCAUUUCAUGUUGCUAUAUGCUGUCAGUGUUUCUGUGAAGGCACAGAUGGUUCUGUAAUUUGAAGGUUUAUGUUUGUAGCUUGUGUGACCCAUCACAUCAGCAUUCAGGGUGAUUGAACUAAUUUCUGAGAGAAGCAGGCCCUAGUUCAUGCUCUGAUGAUCACAGUUUUAACACACACUUUUUUUUUCUUCUUCUUCUCAGCUUCCCUGCAGUCAACCAGUGGACACUUUCAUGUUUUGCCGCUGCUGAGAGUCACUGUCUGGUCUCUUUGCAACAAAUCUGUGUCCUACAUCAAGUACCCUAAGGCCUGCCAGAAAGGAAUGGACUUCAGUGCUGACGGGCGCUAUAUGGCACUAGCAGAGCGACGAGACUGCAAAGAUUACAUUAGCGUAUUUGUGUGUGACGACUGGCAUCUGCUUAGGCAUUUUGAGACAGACACGCAGGAUCUGGCAGGUGUGGAGUGGUCACCUAACGGCUGUGUGCUUGCGGCAUGGGACUCCUGUCUCGAGUACAAGAUGCUGCUGUAUUCCCUGGACGGGCGUUUGUUGUCCACGUACAGCGCAUAUGAAUGGUCACUGGGAAUCAAAUCAGUUGCCUGGAGUCCCAGUAGCCAGUUCCUGGCUAUCGGCAGCUACGAUGAGAAGGUUCGGAUCCUCAACCACAUCACCUGGAAGAAACUCACCGAGUUUGAGCACCACCCCACCAUCACCAACUCCAAAGCUGUGGUGUUUAAGGAGGUGGAGAAAAGGCCUGUCAUUCCCACGGAAGAUCUGUCCAUUCAACAGAUCGCCAUGGAAAGCUCCCUCUUUGACAUUCAGAGCAAAUAUGAGAUUCCUCCAUUACCAGUGCAGGUGCCAGUGGUAAAGCCUGAUCCAGACCGUGCCAAUCCCAAAAUUGGAAUAUCUGCCAUUGCUUUCAGUGUGGACAAUCGCUACCUUGCAACAAAAAAUGACUGCAUGCCCCAGAGCGUGUGGGUGUGGGACAUGCAGAGGCUGGGCCCGACAGCCGUGCUGGAGCAGACCGCCCCCGUACGCUUCUUUGCCUGGGACCCCCGCAGGCCCCGCUUGGCCCUCUGUACCGGAAACACCAAGCUCUACCUGUGGUCCCCGGCUGGCUGCGUGUCUGUGAAAGUGCCAGUGGAAGGGGGGUUUCAGGUGCAGUCCCUGUUCUGGCAUUGCAGUGGUGACUCGGUGGUCCUGCUUGGGAAAGACCAGCUGUGUCUGUGCUACAUGGCCACUGAUGAGGAGAAGUAAGAGACUCGAGCCCCCCAGUCUACCCGUGCUCCAGCUGCCCCGGGCCUGCCCACUUACCCUGGGCUGGGCUUGUAAGCAUGGUGCGGAAAGACCAAAGGUCACUCUGCCCUAGUAGUCUGAUGUAGGAACAGCUCAAAUCAAAUCAGAAUUUCAGCAAAGAAACUUUUAACGGGUCUCAGGUAAAUGAUAAGGGCAAUGACCAUAUCCUAGAAAGGGUUAAGGUCUAGCUUAUACAACAUCAAAAGGGCUAAUAAGGGGAAGAAUUUUGAAAGCCCCAGUUUAACUGAUAAUGAGAAAAAUGAAGGUGCCAUUGUUUUAUUGUCUUAAUCCCCCAUACCCUUUCUUCUUUUGCCAUGAAAGCCGUCAUCUAAAAUGCUCAGUGUUGACAAACUAAGACCAACGUGUUUGUAGAGUGUUUUGCUUGACUGGCACUGUGCUGGACUAGAGCAUAUUAAAACCAGUUAGUGCAAGUAACUGGCUGCAGAGUCCAGCUGGUAUGGGGGCAUAAAAGGUUAAAUCCAGCCUGCACUGAGGUUGUACUGGCCAACUUGAGCUGAUGUAGCUGGCAGGCUUUACCAAGACUGUUCUUAAUGUGAAUGUGUUUGUGUAUGUUUAACGAAAACCACAUUCUGUCCUGGACGCUUGAAGCUUUUUCUGUUAGUGUUAGUUCAGAGUUUUGGGUCAUUUUAUAAUAAAUUUAAGAUUUUUCUAAUAAAGUUUUCUAUAAAUCCACA
Messenger RNA from Electrophorus electricus (electric eel), 3109 nucleotides. Lineage: Eukaryota; Metazoa; Chordata; Actinopteri; Gymnotiformes; Gymnotidae. The record is from RefSeq and is a predicted model, not a curated record.